Mesitornis unicolor (brown roatelo) is the source of this 750-nucleotide messenger RNA. It is a transcript of the gene NT5C3B, whose product is annotated as 5'-nucleotidase, cytosolic IIIB. The record is from RefSeq and is a predicted model, not a curated record. NCBI's taxonomy places the organism in Eukaryota, Metazoa, Chordata, Aves, Mesitornithiformes, Mesitornithidae. The coding region runs from base 1 to 750 and encodes 249 amino acids. Gene Ontology annotation, cellular component: cytoplasm. The transcript is spliced from 7 exons. Gene Ontology annotation, molecular function: 5'-nucleotidase activity; magnesium ion binding.
AUGACGCUAAGAAAAUUUGGCUGCAACGGCAGGCGCUGCCCCACGUCGUACAAUAUCCUCGAUAACAGCCAUGUUAUCAGUGAGGGUGGCAAGAAGAAGCUGAAAGAGCUGCUGCACCACUACUACCCCAUCGAAAUCGAUCCCAACCGGAGCCUGGAGGAGAAGCGUCCCCUCAUGGUGGAGUGGUGGACCAGGGCCCACGAGCUGCUGGUGCAGCAGAAGAUCCAGCAGGGUGACAUAGCCCAGAUCGUCAGGGAGUCGGACGUGAUGCUGAGGGACGGCUUCAAGGAGCUGUUCGAGCGGCUGCACAAGCACCACGUCCCCCUCUUCAUCUUCUCUGCGGGCAUUGGCGACGUCCUGGAGGAGAUCAUCCGCCAGGCCAACGUCUCCUACCCCAACGUCAACGUGGUGUCCAACUACAUGGACUUCGGGGACGACGGAGUCCUCAGGCGGUUCAAGGCGCCGCUCAUCCACACCUACAACAAGAACAACAGCGUCCUGGCGGGUACGGAGUAUUUCCAGCAGCUGAGCACCAGGACCAGCGUCAUCUUGCUGGGGGACUCCAUGGGUGACCUGACGAUGGCCGACGGCGUUCCCAGCGUUGAGAACAUCCUCAAGAUCGGCUUUCUCAAUGACAAGGUGGAAGAGCAGCGGGGGAAGUACCUGGAUGCCUACGACGUUGUUCUGGAGAGCGACGAGACGCUGGAUGUGGUCAACGGGAUCCUCCGCUACGUGCUGGGGGAGACGUGA